Messenger RNA from Grammomys surdaster, 561 nucleotides. It is a transcript of the gene Spmip11, whose product is annotated as testis expressed 49. The record is from RefSeq and is a predicted model, not a curated record. Bases 43 to 438 code for a protein of 131 amino acids. NCBI's taxonomy places the organism in Eukaryota, Metazoa, Chordata, Mammalia, Rodentia, Muridae. The transcript has 4 exons.
GGUGCUCCAGUGUCAACAUUCUGAAGAGAAGGGGCCACUGAGAUGGCUUUCUUCAAUUUAUAUCUACUAGGAUAUCAACAUUACUUUCAGAGUAAAAAAAGAAUCCCAACUCAAGAAACAGACCAGAAGGAUGCGGUGCCCACAAGGCUUCCCCCAAUCACCUCAGAAGAUGAUAACUAUUCUGUGCACCAGAACAGCCAUGAGAGGUACCAGGAAGCUGUGCGGAAGGUGUGGUUAAAAACAUUCCCCAAUCAGGUCUUCAGAGUCCCAGUGACCGACGCUCAGAACUUCAGCUUCUGGAGGUCCAACGUCCCGGGCGUGCGUCCAGAGAAAGCCAUUCCAUGGAUCAAGACUCCACACCAUUGUCUCAUUAAAAGCCCAAUGACCAGAUAUGUGGAUCAUUCUCGUCUCAACGACAAAACCUUCAGUCUAUACUGAGGAGGGCGCGCAUGCAGGACAAUUGAAAACCGGAAGAGAGCACAUGGAGGGGUGAAGAUGGCCUCGGGAGAGGAGAAGUGGGAGGAGGGGAAGAGUGCAGAAUAAACAAACUGAACUAGAAGG